ACAAUUCGCUCGAUUUUUUUCCCAAUAAAUUUGCCCGAGUUUUCCUCUUUUGGUUCCCCAGUUUCAGUUUAAGCUCUUAAACCCUCGCCGGGAGAUUUCGCCGCAAGAUUCUCAUUCUCCGCGCCUAUUUGCUUGCCAGUUGUUGAUCUUGGAGAUGGCGGCAGCUCAGCAGGCGCAAGAUUCAGCUGAUCACAUGGAGCCUCUAGAGUCACGCCUUGUGGUUGAGAAAAGUCCUUCUACAAGUGUGAGUGUGAAAAAGCAGAUUCUCUCUAGUGAAGAUCAUAAUUUAUCUAGUACUGCUUUGCACGGCGCAAGUUCCUUAAAAUCAACCAAAAGUGCUCAAGAGAAGGGAAGCUUUUUGGGUAAAGGUGGAGAACAACAUUUCAUCUACCAGCCCAAUGUGUAUACCCCUCAGCCACAUACAGUCUUUUCUGGAGGAUACUUGAACCAUCUGGGUCAAUGGGAAGAAUAUCCGCAUGUUGCCAGUGCAGAUGGAACUGAUGCUGCAUCUCCUGUGAUGUACAGUUCUUAUUCCCCUGUGCCAACCAUGGGAGACAGCCAACCAUAUUACCCUUUGCACUGCCCUCUGUCAAGUCCUUACUAUCAGCCACCUGCUUCUCCUAGCAUGGGAUAUUCAAAUUCUGCAACUGGGAUGUCGCAGUUUGAUCCUAUGCAAGAGUAUUACCUUCCUGAUGGACUUCUGUAUUCACCAACUCCUGGGUUCCACCAGCAUUUCGGUUCCUUCGAUGGAACUCAAAUGCAACAAAGUGUUACUGGAAUUUUUGGACAAGGGAACAUACCAUUGGCUUCUGGAAUGCAUCAGGGGUCCAUGUACAGCUCUGGGUCAUACAAGGCACGGCAGCAAGUCGGUAAUUUUGGAGGUAGCACGCCAAAUUGGAGUGCUGCCAGUCGCAGAUUUAGCCCCUUUGACAGGGGCUUCAAGCAUGAUAAGGGCUCUCUUGAGUUUAUGAAUGAGCAAAACCGUGGUCCACGGGCCACCAAACCCAAGAAAGAAGUGAAUAACUCCUCAACUGAGGACAAAAAUAGGAAAAGUGCAUUAAUAAAUGAUUCUAACUUGUACAACCAACAUGAUUUUGUUAUUGAGUAUGAGGAUGCCAAAUUUUUUGUAAUAAAAUCCUAUACCGAAGAUCAUGUACACAAGAGCAUAAAGUAUGGUGUCUGGGCCAGCACUGCUAGUGGUAACAGAAAGUUGGAUGCUGCUUAUCGUGAAGCAAAAGAGAAAGAAGCCACUUGUCCUAUUUUCUUGUUUUUCUCGGUUAAUGGCAGCGGCCAGUUCUGUGGUGUGGCUGAGAUGAUUGGACCUGUGGACUUCGACAAGAGUGUUGAUUACUGGCAGCAAGACAAGUGGAGCGGCCAGUUUCCUGUCAAAUGGCACAUUAUCAAGGAUGUCCCGAACAGCCUUCUUCGGCACAUCAUUCUCGAGAACAAUGAAAACAAGCCUGUGACCAACAGCAGGGACACACAGGAGGUGAGACUGGACCACGGGCUCCAGAUGCUAACAAUCUUCAAGAACCAUGAGGUCGAGACAACUAUCCUCGAGGAUUUCGACUUCUACGAGCAGCGGGAGAAAGCCAUGCUGGAUAUCAGACAGCGACAGAAGCAGCAGCAUACUGAUUCCGAGGUCCAGAAGCCGAUGGUGGAGGCCAAGGAACCAGUGGAUCUUAUGAACCAAAUCUCAGCCACCUUUGCCCGGGCCGUGCAGCUUGGAGAAACCAAGGGCAGCAGGGAGGACAAACCAAAGGUUGAAGAUGCUUCUGCUGCUGCUGUUGCUGUUCCUGAGAACGAGCCUGUUGCUCUUGCUGAGACUGAAGGAUUGUUAGCAGAUUCAGAGCCAAGCCCUUUGAAGGAAAGUGGUUGAUCUUACCCCUUUCAUGUCUGAUUGCGAGAAGCAGCUGGGCCUUGUGAUGUUCACAUGGAAGCAAGAAGAUCAAAGGAGGUUGAUAUGUGAAAAAAAAAAUGCUGCUUCUUUUGUACUUCACCAUAGGCUGCAUUAUAGGCUGGAGGAGAAGGAUUUGGUUCACCUCCAGUUAGGUUAUGAUGUUAGUCUUAUGUUUCCUUCCCAAUUUCUUCUUUCUGUUCUGUCAUCUGUUCCACAAGCGCCACCAAGAAUGGUGCUCAGUGGUUUAGCCAUAAGGAAAGCUGCAUAUAUAGGCCAGAGCUCUGUACAGUUUGCAGUUAAAUUAUGUUGUUCUCAAUCUUUUCCUGUGAUAUCAUACAAUUCUGUAGCAAAGUUCUCCUGUUGAGAUGACAGUUUUACACUCUUGGUAAUUUCAGCUCCAUCAGUAUCAAUCAACAGAGACAAGGAUAA
Messenger RNA from Oryza sativa Japonica Group (Japanese rice), 2329 nucleotides. Its product is annotated as YTH domain-containing protein ECT1. Gene Ontology annotation, biological process: mRNA destabilization. Gene Ontology annotation, cellular component: cytoplasm. NCBI's taxonomy places the organism in Eukaryota, Viridiplantae, Streptophyta, Magnoliopsida, Poales, Poaceae. Gene Ontology annotation, molecular function: mRNA binding. The record is from RefSeq and is a predicted model, not a curated record.